GGAGCUACAAACAAGAGUCUCUCCCGAAUCACAUUACUUCUGUCAGUUUGUUUUCUCUGUUCUGCUCUACUCGUGAUUUUCGGCUUUCGAAGGUAUUCGUCUUUUCCGCCCCUUUCUCGUGCCAAGAUCAGUAGCUCUUUCUUUCGGAAGCGUGAGGACGAAGCAGUGGAGAACUAAAUGGCGGCGCCCAAGAACUUGGAGAAAAUGGCUUCCAUUGAUGCUCAAUUGAGACUUCUUGCACCGAGUAAGGUGUCGGAGGAUGAUAAGCUGGUGGAAUAUGAUGCUUUGUUGCUCGAUCGCUUUCUGGAUAUUCUUCAGGAUUUGCACGGGGAGGAUCUCAGAGAAACUGUUCAAGAGUGCUAUGAAUUCUCAGCCGAGUAUGAGAGGAAGCACGACCCUCGGAAAUUAGAGGAACUUGGGAAUGCCUUAACGAGUUUGGAUCCUGGGGAUUCUAUUGUUGUUGCAAAAUCCUUUUCCCAUAUGCUUAAUUUAGCCAAUUUGGCCGAGGAAGUUCAGAUUGCCUAUCGGAGGAGGAUAAAGUUAAAGAAAGGUGGCUUUGCUGAUGAGGCCAAUGCUACAACUGAGUCAGAUAUUGAAGAAACCUUCAAGAGGCUUCUGCAGUUGAACAAGUCUCCUCAAGAAGUAUUUGAUGCUUUAAAAAAUCAGACUGUGGAUUUGGUCUUUACAGCCCAUCCUACUCAGUCUGUCCGCAGAUCUUUGCUUCAAAAGCAUGCCAGGAUAAGAAAUUGCUUGACGCAGUUGUAUGCAAACGACAUUACUCCUGAUGACAAGCAGGAACUUGAUGAAGCUCUGCAACGGGAGAUUCAAGCUGCAUUUCGUACCGAUGAAAUCCGACGAACACCUCCAACACCACAAGAUGAGAUGAGAGCUGGAAUGAGCUACUUCCACGAGACAAUCUGGAAAGGUGUACCUAGAAGUAACAAGGGAUGUCUGCUUAUUGGCUAGAAUGAUGGCUGCUAACUUGUAUUUUUCCCAGAUAGAGGAUCUUAUGUUUGAGUUAUCUAUGUGGAGAUGCAGUAAUGAAUUACAGAGUCGGGCUGAAGAACUUCAUCGGUCCUCAAGAAAAGAUGCAAAGCACUACAUAGAGUUUUGGAAACAAAUUCCUCCAAAUGAGCCCUACCGUGUUAUUCUUGGGGAUGUACGAGACAAGUUAUAUAAUACACGUGAGCGUGCUCGUCACUUAUUAACCAGUGGAAUCUCUGAAAUUCCCGAAGAUUCUACUUUCACUGAUGUUGAGCAGUUCCUGGAGCCCCUCGAGCUCUGCUACAGGUCACUCUGCGCUUGUGGCGAUAGGUCAAUUGCUGAUGGGAGCCUUCUAGAUUUCUUACGGCAAGUUUCUACAUUUGGGCUUUCACUUGUCAGACUGGAUAUCCGACAAGAAUCAGAAAGGCACGCUGAUGUCAUUGAUGCUAUCACUAACUACUUGGACAUUGGUUCAUACAAAGAAUGGUCCGAAGAACAAAAACAAGAAUGGCUACUAUCCGAACUCAGUGGAAAACGCCCUCUUUUUGGUCCUGAUCUUCCAAAGACCGAAGAAAUUGCUGAUGUUCUGGACACCUUCAAUGUCAUUGCAGAGCUUCCUUCAGAUAACUUUGGUGCUUAUAUUAUCUCAAUGGCAACAGCUCCAUCUGACGUGCUUGCUGUUGAGCUUUUACAGCGUGAAAGUCAUGUGAGGAAGCCACUGAGGGUUGUCCCAUUAUUUGAAAAACUUGCUGAUCUUGAGGCUGCUCCUUCUGCUAUGGCUCGUCUCUUUUCAAUCGAUUGGUAUAGAAACCGCAUUGAUGGUAAGCAAGAAGUCAUGAUCGGGUACUCAGAUUCAGGAAAGGAUGCUGGUCGUCUCUCUGCUGCAUGGCAGCUUUAUAAGGCCCAAGAAGAACUCAUCAAUGUGGCUAAACAAUAUGGAGUUAAGCUUACAAUGUUUCAUGGCCGAGGAGGAACAGUUGGUAGGGGAGGGGGUCCUACCCACCUUGCUAUAUUAUCUCAGCCCCCUGAUACAAUCCACGGUUCACUACGUGUCACAGUUCAAGGCGAGGUCAUUGAACAAUCUUUUGGAGAAGAGCACUUGUGCUUUAGAACACUUCAGCGUUUUACUGCUGCAACGCUUGAACACGGCAUGAAUCCACCUAUUUCUCCAAAGCCAGAGUGGCGUGCUCUCAUGGAUGCUAUGGCAGUUGUUGCUACCGAAAAAUAUCGCUCCAUUGUUUUCCAGGAACCUCGUUUUGUUGAAUACUUCCGCCUCGCAACUCCAGAGUUAGAAUAUGGUCGAAUGAAUAUUGGAAGUCGUCCAUCAAAGAGGAAGCCRAGUGGAGGCAUCGAAUCACUGCGUGCAAUUCCAUGGAUCUUUGCUUGGACACAAACAAGGUUUCAUCUACCAGUUUGGCUUGGUUUUGGAGCAGCAUUUAAAUGUAUAAUUGAGAAGGAUGUGAAGAAUCUCCAUAUGCUGCAACAGAUGUACCGUCAGUGGCCUUUCUUUAGAGUCACUAUUGACUUAGUUGAAAUGGUGUUUGCCAAAGGAGACCCAGGAAUUGCUGCUCUGUAUGACAAGCUUCUCGUGUCAGAAGAUCUAUGGUCGUUCGGAGAGCGGUUGAGAGCUAACUAUGAAGAAACUAAGGACCUUCUCCUUCAGGUAGCUAAGCACAAGGAUCUUCUCGAAGGAGACCCUUACUUGAGGCAGCGACUCCGUCUUCGUGAUUCAUACAUAACCACCCUUAACGUUUGCCAAGCAUAUACAUUGAAGCGGAUCCGUGAUCCCAACUACAACGUGAAAGUCAGGCCUCACCUCUCAAAGGAAUACCUUGAAUCAAGCAAACCUGCUGCAGAACUUGUGAAGCUCAACCCGAAGAGCGAGUACGCACCUGGUUUGGAAGACACUCUUAUCCUAACGAUGAAGGGUAUCGCUGCCGGUAUGCAGAACACCGGUUAAAGAGGCAAUACCGUGUCGGUGCUACGUCUGCCCUUGUUUUUCUACAUGUAUAUUCGUUGUGCUGCUGAGCUCUUAUGCCAGCCUCUAAUUAGUCUCUUAGUCUCUUAGCCUUAGUCUUCGCAAUAACUUAUGCAACAAGAACUUCUGGUUUUGUUAUAGUUUAAAAUGUAUCUGAGUAUCAGUUUUUUUUUUUUCUUUUCCA
Molecule: messenger RNA, 3146 nt
Organism: Momordica charantia (bitter melon)
Lineage: Eukaryota; Viridiplantae; Streptophyta; Magnoliopsida; Cucurbitales; Cucurbitaceae
Source: RefSeq, a predicted model, not a curated record